This is a messenger RNA of Pseudozyma hubeiensis SY62, 1077 nucleotides long. RefSeq lists its product as hypothetical. The record is from RefSeq and is a predicted model, not a curated record. Lineage: Eukaryota; Fungi; Basidiomycota; Ustilaginomycetes; Ustilaginales; Ustilaginaceae. The coding region runs from base 1 to 1077 and encodes 358 amino acids. The transcript has a single exon.
AUGCCGACUCCCCUCCUUGGCGGCUUGGGAGGAGGCAACAGCGGCGGUAGCGAUGGCGGCUCUUCCGACUCGGCCUCAGCUACGCGCAGUGCUUCCUCCUUCGACCCGUUUGGCGGUGCCUCGUCAGCAAGCGCAGCCGCCGCCUCUUCCUCGGCUGCCGCUUCUUCCUCAUCCGCUGCCGCCGCUGCCGCAUCCUCUUCCUCAGCAGCAGCCGCUUCAGCUUCUGCCUCGGCUUCCCGAGCUGAGGCCGCACAGUCCUCCUCCAUCGCUGCUGCUGCCGCUUCAUCAGCCGCUGCCUCCCUUUCCAGCGCCAAUGCUGCUGCUUCCGAAUCCGCCGCUGCUGCAGCCAGUGCUUCAGUCAGCCGUGCCUCGGCUUCCUCUGCCAUGCUCACCACUUCCUCCGGCCUCACCACCACCCUCACCGCCACCGUCGUUGCCACCCCCACAACAACAGCGUCCACCUCGUCAGCAUCUGCCGACAGACAGUCGAGCUCCGGAAGCGGCUCCGGCGGUGCUAGCAAGGGUCUCAUCAUCGGCGUGUCUGUCGCCGGAGGUGUUUUGGUCCUGGCCGCCUUCAUCUUCCUCUACUUCAAGUUUGGCACCCGCAGAUUCAGCAACUUUGAAGAUCAAGAUGCCGACAUCAAGUGGCCGGAACUCAAACACGAUCCCGAUUCCAAUGUCAUGCAGCCUCUCCCCGCGCGUCGCACAGGAGGUGCCGGUUUCGACAUGGGUGACGACUCGGACAACGAGGGGGGUGAACAAGAUGCACAUGCAGGUAUGGGCGAGAAGGGCAGGGACAGUUUCACCGCUUCCACUACGGCUCUAGCUGCAGCUCCACCUGCUGGAUACGCCGUCAACGAGUAUUCUUCCGGAAUGGAUCAUGGAUAUGCGGUCGAUCCAGCAGCUGCGUAUUAUCAGGACCAUCACAUGUACGGCGGCCAUCAGUACGGUAUGCAAACCUCUCCUGGUGCAAGCGCCGCUUACGCGGACAAUGGCUACGGUGUAGACCCAUAUGCGCAUGCUGGCAUGUCGCAUCCUCAACAGCAACAACAAUACCCACACGGUCACUACCAGUGA